Phyllostomus discolor (pale spear-nosed bat) is the source of this 3695-nucleotide messenger RNA. RefSeq names its product TATA-box binding protein associated factor, RNA polymerase I subunit D (gene TAF1D). Gene Ontology annotation, biological process: regulation of DNA-templated transcription. Lineage: Eukaryota; Metazoa; Chordata; Mammalia; Chiroptera; Phyllostomidae. The transcript is spliced from 9 exons. The coding region runs from base 16 to 1011 and encodes 331 amino acids. The record is from RefSeq and is a predicted model, not a curated record. Gene Ontology annotation, cellular component: RNA polymerase transcription factor SL1 complex; nucleus; nucleoplasm.
UUAUUUCUUCCUGGAAUGCUGAGGUCUGGGGAUUGCUGGGUGCGGACCUCCGAGGUUUGGGUUUUAGGCGGCGAGUACUCUGCUGACGCUGGUACUGAGCCCGCGCGGAAAUUUAGUGAAAGCAAAAGCACAAGUGACGGACUCGGAGGGACCGAGAGGGACUCGGAAUACCUGUCAGCAAUGGAUUCUCUAGACUAUAUAACAGCAUCGGAUUCAGCUAUGGAAAAUGAAAAUCAAAGCGAUAACUCUUCCUCUGGUAGCAGCUUAUUUAAAACUCAAUAUGUUCCUUGCUCACCUAAACGGAGGCAAAGAAAUCCUGUUAAAAAAUGUGUUAGUUCACUUGAAAGUGUUCAAGCAAGAGAUUCAUCCAGUGAUUCAUCUUUAGAACCAAGACCAUUGACUUUGAAAGCUAUUUUUGAAAGAUUCAAGAAAAAGAAACGUAGAAAGAGGAAAUAUAAGCCAACAGGAAGACCGAGGGGAAGACCAGAAGGAAGGAAAAGCACUAGGUCAAAAAUAAAUAAGAAACAACUUAAAGAUAACAGACCCCAGUUGCCUUUUUUAGAAUCAGAGAAUGGAAGAAAACCAUUACCUUGGAGAAAUAUUUUAACAUUUGAGCAAGCAGUGGCAAGAGGAUUUUUCAACUACCUGGAAAAACUGAAGUAUGAAUACCACCUCAAGGAAUCCUUAAAACAGAUGAAUGUUGGUGAAGAUUUAGAAAAAGAUGACCUUGAUAGUCGUAGAUAUAAAUACUUGGAUGAUGAUGGAUCUCUCUCUCCUAUUGAAGAUCCAGUGGGAGAGGAUGAGGUUGAAACAAACCUUGAACAUGAUGAAUGUGAUAUCAAAUUGGUGGAGAAUAAUUACUUCAUAAUAAGUUCUGAAUUACCAAAGAAGAUGAAUGUGUAUUUAGAACAAGAAUAUACUGGAGAAGCUGCUUUGUCUAAAAAGAGAGUAUCAAAGUGCAAAAAUUUUGGACAGAAGACAGAACAGCCUGAAAAGGAGAUAGGAAUAUGAAUGUCAAGGGCAUUAUGUUGAAAACACAAUUUUUGGACUUAAAGGUAUGUUUUACUCAUUAGGUGAGUUUUUGGAUCAGAUUUCUUGAAAUGUAGCAUGUUGUCAGAUAAUCUAAACCUUCAUAGGAAAUUUUAGCAUUGAGAGACUUUUUGCCAGCUUUCCAAUUCUGUUUAUGACAUGAUUUCAGAAAAUGAAUCUUAGGGAACACUGUUUAAUAGUGACACUGUGCCAGCUUCACUUUACUUACAGGAAGGGGUCCCAGAACUGUCAGUUGGACUAUAGCAGUAAUCAGAAUUUUGCAUAUUUCUACUUGACACCUGUAACAUUUUAAAUUAACGCAUGAUCUAAAAUGAGGUUGGUUCAAUAUUAACAAUGACUACAUAGGACACAGCAUUUUUUAAGUUUUGAUGGUAUAAAGUUCUCAAAUGGUAAAAACAUAAAUAUAGCCACAUUAAUAUUUUUUCUAUAUUUUUAUACUUAAUAUCAAGUAGCUUAGGAGAUAAUAGAUGCUCAAUUUUGAGGCAAAAAUUCAGUUAAAGUAAAAUUUUUUGCUCUGUAAUCUGGGAAUUUCAUAGGUAAAACAUUGCAGUAUCAAAGCUCAUGAAAAUCAAGACUUCUGUUUUUUAUACAUGGAUAUUUUUCCUUUGGAUUAUGGAUUAUCUAUAAUAGCUACUUGGCAUUUUGUACCUUUUUUGAUCAGUGUAUACUCUUCUAAACUACAUUGUUGAAAUCCUUAUGUGACUGAUUUUAUGAUACGAUUUCCUGAACCUUAAUACAGUUAAAUUUUAUUUGUGAAUGGGAAGAUGUUUUACUAUUUUUAUACAACUCUGAACUUGAAAUGACUGGAGCAUAUCAGUUCUAGUAAUUGUCUUCCUUUCUGUAGAGUCUUAGAUUUGUCACAUCUUUUAAAAUGUGUAAAUAAUGGUUGAGGUCUAUCCCGAUGGGGCUUUUUCUGUAGACCUACAUCGUUGGAAACGCCUCAUAGAGUAAAUAUGUUGCUUCCUUUACUCACAGAACUAUGUCUUAGAUCUGUGGGAAGGAACAACAAGACAUAGCUGCUAAAAUUAUGAAAGAUCCUAACAACCUAAUUUUUUUUAUCUUAGGUUUUUCUAUAUCUCGAAGAUCUGUACAAUUCUAGGUAGUGAUAACUUAGGUAAGUUUUUGGUGACAAUGUAAACUUUGGUAUUACUGCAGUUCAGAUGAUGAAUUUAACUGUUCAACUGCUGAAUGAUACAGACGUGAACUAAAAUGUAAUUCUGACAGCUGAACAUAACUGUAUGGUUUUAGUUUUUAAUCACAUACCUGUCAAACUUUUAUUUGGUGUUUUAUUUGUAGGACUGAUAUGACAUGAACUUACUCAUGUUUACAGGUAAGUGGAACAUUUCUAUUUAUUAAGGAUUCAAAAUUGUGAGAAAAUGCAAAUUGUGAGUAGAGUAAGUCUUCAUUUAACACUGUCAAUAGGUUCUGCUACUUAAAGCCAAAUGAUAUAUAAGGCAGGCAGGCAGUUUGACCACAGGCUAAUUGAUGCUAAGUUCCUAUGGUGUCUGAACUUGGCAACACAACAUUGAGCAGAAGGAUGUUAUUCAAGGACCUCUGCGCAGCAGAUUACCACAUUAUUGUGGUAACUAAUAGUGGUUUAGGUAUAAAGUAGAAUUGUCAGAAUCUUGGUGAAAAUGUUUGCUGUAAUUGUAUUUAUAUGCAGAAUUGGAAAAAAAUGAAGAGACUGUAUAUCUAGGGUUACCAAAUAACAAUGUCCCCUUUUUGCACUGACAGUUCCAUAUUGUUCUGCCUAAUAACAUGUAGAUUUGGAUAUGUUAAAGUAGCAGAGGAAUUCCUCCUAAUAAGAACAGUGUGAACAACUGUGAUCUUCAUUUCUAGUGCAGAGACAUGAUAAAGAUAAUGGUGACUAAGAUUUAUGAUUUACACGCAGUUAAUGUGGUUCCCUCACUGAAAGAACGAUUAGGAAUUGGGACAUUUUCCACAAUUAGAUUUAGAGGUGUUUGUAAUAGUUUGGUCACAAUUGCACUGCAUGGUAUCUGCAUUUAGCAGUUUAUUCCUGCUAGGUGUUCAAAGGACAGUGCGAUAUAAAUCCAGUGUCUGGCAUCGUUGGUUUUCUUGGCUUUGUGCAUGUUAAACCUGGUAUUUUUACUGAUACAGUAUUCCUGUAGUUUCCUCUGUUCAGUUACACACAACUUCAAUAGGAACUAAUGCUUCUCUUUUUCUAGGGUGUCUAAAAUUGAGAAACCAGGCAGAUCCAUCUGCUCUGACCCUAAUUGGCCCUAAAGUAAAUUGCUUGAGGAAAUUGGGCCCCAACAAUUACAGGACCAAUGGUCAUGGCAAGUGACUGGAUUGAGCCAAAAAGGUAUGCACGUGUUGGAAAAAGAUAAUUUGUAGGUCAUUUCAAAGAGAGCUUAUGUGACCAACACCAGGAGCUCUUAACGCUGUGACCUAAGAUUGAAGUUCUCCAUAGGAUGUAAUACACACUUGAUAGUGCUGUGUUUUCUUACGGAGAUAUAUAUAAAAUCAAGCUAUUCAUCAGUGAUUGGUGAUGUGGGAAUAAGUGUUCCCCAAGUUUUUAACCACUGUAUACUUUCUUUUUUAGGAAUUAAAACUUAAACUCAUGAGGAACCAAGGACUCAGAACAUGUGAAAUUCCUUAAAUAAAAAUUUAUUAACUUUAAAUAA